Mytilus californianus (California mussel) is the source of this 3968-nucleotide messenger RNA. Its product is annotated as WASH complex subunit 5-like. The record is from RefSeq and is a predicted model, not a curated record. NCBI's taxonomy places the organism in Eukaryota, Metazoa, Mollusca, Bivalvia, Mytilida, Mytilidae. The transcript is spliced from 27 exons. Gene Ontology annotation, cellular component: endosome; WASH complex. The coding region runs from base 280 to 3783 and encodes 1167 amino acids. Gene Ontology annotation, biological process: endosome fission; regulation of actin nucleation; endosome organization.
AUUUGUUUCCGGAUGUUGACUAUCUGUCUGCUCUUUGCACCAAAAUGGAUCAGGAAAUUGUGUAGUGAAGAGUACAAACACAAGUUUCUGUUUGAGAAGAAAUAUUUUCUAUUGACAAAAAUAACUUAUAGUGGCAAUCAAAUGCACUUCCCCUCAGGAUAAAUGUUGUCGGUAGAGGGUUGUCACAUGUUCAUGAGUGGGCGUAACUUCUACUGUUUUUGUCUGAUUAAACUUUAAUUCCAGUGUUCUUUAACACAACUUACAUUACAGAAACAAAAUAUGGCUGAUUUCCUGGCAGAAAAUAACCAGUGUGGUCAAAAUAUUCUACGCCUUGUGUCUAGGGGAAAUGCCAUACUUGCUGAAUUAUUGAGACUUUCAGAAGUAAUACCACCAGUUUUUAGACAGGAAAAUCCACAUGAAAAACUUAAAUAUGCUGACAUUAUUAGUGAUUUCAGUUACUUUAGAAAUGCAGAAUACUUUGACAAUAAGAUUGAAUCCAAAGUGGAACUUCAAGAUUUAGAUGAAGAAUACAGAGAAAAUAAUAUUGAAAUUCUGACAAGAUUUUAUCAAGCAUUUUCUAGUGUACAUAAAUAUAUAAUAGAUUUGACAAAAUUCCUUGAAGAUUUAGAAGAAGGAAUAUACAUACAACAUUCAUUGGAAAGUGUUUUGAUUAAUGAUGAUGGUAAACAGUUAUUGUGUGAGGCUUUGUUUUUGUAUGGUGUAAUGUUACUCAUUAUUGAUACAAGAAUAGAAGGUAUUAUUAGAGAAAGAAUACUGGUGUCUUAUUAUAGAUAUAGUGCCCAGAAAGCUGCUGCUGGUGAUUCUAACAUAGAUGAUGUAUGUAAACUGUUAAGAAGUACUGGAUUCUCUAAUGCACCAGGUGCUAAAAGACCUCCAAACUAUCCAGAAUCAUACUUUAAUCGAGUACAUAUCAACAGUGACUUUAUCAACAUGGUGAUUGGUCGAUUGAGGUCAGAUGAUAUAUAUAAUCAGAUAUCAGCCUAUCCUCUACCAGAACAUCGCUCUACAGCUCUGGCUACACAGGCAUCCAUGCUUUAUGUCAUUCUAUAUUUUGAACCUGAAAUUCUACAUAACCAACAAGCCAAAAUGAGGGAAAUAGUAGAUAAACACUUCCCAGAUAAUUGGGUAAUUAGUGUCUACAUGGGAAUGCCAGUCAACCUGUUAGAUGCCUGGUCAACAUAUAAAGCAGCAUCAACAGCAUUAAACAACACAUUAGAAACUGGAAAUGUCAGAGAACAGGCUACAAAAUAUGCCAAUAAAGUAGUGAAGCUUCAUACUCCAUUAGAGAAGUAUUUGAAAGAAGGUGUAUUGACAGAGGAGUUUGUACUGGACAAUAUACCAAAGAUGAUGAAUGUUAUGAGAGAUAGCAAUGUUACUUUGAGGUGGCUUAUGUUACAUACAUCAGCUCUCUCUCCUAGUGCUGAUAUGAAUAAAAGAUGCAGACAGCUGAGAGAACAAGUGUUAGCUGAUGCCAAGUUUAACGCCUUAACAGUAUUUAGGUUGCUACUUAGUGUAGGACAGUUUGAAUUCAAACUUAAAGAGAUGUUUAGACACAUGUUGAAUGAGAAAGAGAAUAAAUGGGAUGAACACAAGAAGGAGGGAACGGAGAGAAUGCAAGAACUUGGAGAAGUUUUCUCAGGGACCAAACCACUCACAAGGGUGGAGAAAAAUGAAAAUUUACAAGCCUGGUUCAGUGAGAUGAGUAAGCAGAUAACGUCACUGAGUUUUGAUGAUUCAACUUCUGCAGGCAGAAAAAUAGUCCAACUUAUACAGGCCUUAGAAGAGGUACAAGAGUUCCACCAGCUGGAGAGUAACUUACAAGUAAAACAGUUUUUAGCUGAUACUAGGAAAUACUUACAUCAGAUGAUCAGGACAAUCAACAUUAAAGAGGAGGUGUUAAUCACCAUUCAGAUUGUAGCUGAUCUGUCAUAUGCCUGGACCAUCAUUGAUAGUUACACAGGCUACAUGCAGCAAGGAAUAAAGAAAGAUCCUUCUCUUGUCAUUAAACUAAGAGCUACAUUUCUAAAGAUGGCUUCAGCUCUAGAUCUACCAUUGCUAAGGAUUAACCAAGCCAACAGUCCAGACUUAAUGAGUGUAUCACAAUAUUACUCUGGAGAGUUAGUCAGCUAUGUUAGAAAAGUAUUACAGAUUAUACCACAGACAAUGUUUAGUUUGCUGGCUAGAAUCAUAGACAUGCAGACACAUCAAAUUAAAGAAGUACCUACCAGACUAGAAAAGGAUAAAAUGAAAGAAUUUGCACAGUUAGAUGAGAGAUAUGAGGUAGCCAAACUAACACAUUCUAUAUCUGUGUUUACUGAAGGUAUUCUUAUGAUGAAAACUACUCUGGUGGGAAUUAUAAAGAUUGAUCCAAAACAGUUACUAGAAGAUGGAAUUAGGAAAGAACUUGUACAACAAGUAGCUUUAGCUUUACAUAAAGGAUUGAUGUUCAACCCAAAAGCUAGGACCAGUGAAUUGAUGCCUAAGUUAGAAUCCUUGGGAGACAGAAUGGAUGGUUUCAGAGUAUCAUUUGAGUAUAUCCAGGACUAUGUUAAUAUCUAUGGAUUGAAGAUUUGGCAGGAAGAAGUUUCUCGGAUCAUUAACUAUAAUGUAGAACAAGAAUGUAACAGUUUCCUUAGAACUAAGGUACAAGAUUGGCAGAGUAUAUACCAGUCAACAGCUAUACCUAUACCUAGAUACCAACCUGUAGACGAGAGCGUCAACUUCAUUGGCAGAUUGGCAAGGGAGAUAAUUAGAAUCACAGAUCCUAAACUUACAUCCUAUAUAGAUCCUAUGAAGGCUUGGUAUGAUGUGAAGACAAAACAAGAACUAGUGAAUAGAAAAUUGUUCCAGAAACUUCAGAGAUCAGUUGGUACUUUUGGAUUAACUGGACUGGAUCGUUUAUUGUGUUUCAUGAUUGUAAAAGAAUUACAGAAUUAUCAAGUUUUACUUAACAGAACUGUACUGAACCCAAAAGACAAAACAUGGCUUGACUUACUUAAUAGCUUUGUCAAACAACUCACUCCUGUCAAAGGUAUUAUAGGAAAUCCACAGAAGGUAUAUUCUACUAUGAUGUCCAGGUUAGGAAAAUUGUGGCCACAUUUCAUAGAUGUUAUAUUAAGAGUUGGUCAAAUGCAGUUAUUGAGGAGACAGAUAGCACAUGAGCUAAGUACAUCAUGCAAAUUUGAUUCAAAGUUUUUAGCAAGUACAUUACAGACUUUUAAUGAUGCUUUGAUGGCAGACAUAGAACAGCAUUACCAGGACCCAACUCUACCUUACCCUAAGGAAGAUAACCCUCUGAUGUAUGAAUUAACAGCUUAUCUAGAGUCAGCUGGAUUCCAUGAUCCAUUGGCUAAAAUUUACAUCACAACAAAGAGACUGCCACAUUUUCCAUUAUUUAAUUGUUUGUUUGUACUAUCACACCUUCCUAAGCUAGUAUACAGCAAAUCUAUCAGUGGAUUGACAUGUAAGAAAUUAACAGAUCCUUUGGAUGGUCCACCAUUUGUGACUGGUUGUAUAACAUUGCUGAAACAGUUUCACUCAGAAAAUACUGAUUCAUUCUUGGCAUUACUGGGCCAGUAUGUACGAUCUACUGUCAGUAUGCUUCCUAAUGUGAAGUCACCAGAUUUGUCUCAGGAUGCCUUGAAUGUAUUGGUAUUCUUGGAGGAUUUUAUUUACUAUAGUGGAAUGUCUAGAAAGGUGAUAGAAGCUCAGGUACCACCAUACUUGUUUGAUGAAUGUAAAACUCAGCUGGCACAGGGAUGAUGGACUGGUUCUGUUGUUUAUAUAAUGUGACAUUCCAAGGAAGUGUGACUGUUUCCAGAUGUAUUGAACUUACUGCAGACUGAAUACAUUACAAAAUUGUUAUUAACUGUUAUCCAAUGGUGCAAUAUAUUUUUCUAACAUUGUAUUUAGCUUGUUGUUGAUAAUUAUUAUAAGAUUUUUUUGUA